GCAAGCGCCGUCUAAACGCGGUUAUAAAAGCGAGCUCUGCGUAUGCGCACAGUCAUUCGUCAUUUUAAAGUUAUUUACUAGUGGCACUUUACAUCGAAAAGGAUUCUCUGAGCAAAAUGGGUAAAGGCCGUAAAGAGAGGAAGGAUGCAGUUGAAGCAGGCACCACAGUGGCGGGGGCCGCUUACGGAGGCUCUAAAGGUUCGGCAGGCGCAACCGCCGGGGCGACGUACGGGGCGUACCUCGGGUGCUGCGGGGGCCCGCCGGGCGCCGUGUGCGGCGCCGUCGUCGGCGGGGUCGCCGGCGGCAUCGUCGGGGGCGUCAGCGGCUACCUCGCCGGGAAGGUGGCCAACGAAGUCAUCGAUGAAAUCGAGAAGAUUUAAAACACUAUUCUAUACCCCCUUAUAACGUACACUAAAGUUAUCAAGCCGAUAAAGUUCGUUUGUCCCUUUCCGAUGUAUUGGUGUGAUAGAAAGGGACAAACGAACUUUAUCGGCUUGAUAACUUUAGUGUACGUUUAUGAAUAAGGGGCUAAGUCUGUAAAGUCUGAUCAAAA
Messenger RNA from Leguminivora glycinivorella, 553 nucleotides. RefSeq names its product phage-like element PBSX protein XkdO. The record is from RefSeq and is a predicted model, not a curated record. The transcript has 3 exons. Lineage: Eukaryota; Metazoa; Arthropoda; Insecta; Lepidoptera; Tortricidae. Bases 117 to 380 code for a protein of 87 amino acids.